AUGAAGAAGCCAAUUUUAAUAGUUUGUUUAUUUUUUUUUUAUUUUUUUUUAUAUAUAUUCGCAAAAAAAAAUGACAUAAAUUAUGGAGAUAUAGGUAUUGAAAAGCCAUAUUGUUCCUUCAAAUUUUUAGAAAAAAAUAUUUUAGGUGAUAAGACAAAAUGUUGUAGUAAUAUUUUUAAUAUAUGGAAAUGCCAAAAUAUUAUAAAUAAAAACAAAAAUUAUAAAAAUCCGAAAACUAUAUUUAAAAUAGAUCAUUAUAAUAAUGACAGUCCCAAAUUAGUAAAAAUACUUUCAAAUGAACUCUAUAAUUUUUUUUCUGAAUUUGUUUAUGCAAAAUCUAUAAAAUAUCCAUCUUAUAUCGAUUUUAUAUGGUUAAAAUGGAAUCUACCAAAUGUGGAUAGACAAAUAUAUGAAUGGAAAACGGUUCACAAAAAAAAUGGGAUCAAUUUUUAUGAAAAUCUGCAUCUAAAUAAUACAGUUUUAGAGGAAUAUUACAGCUUUAGAAAAAUUCGAAGAUUAGAUGAGCUUGAUGAUGACGAUGAAGAAGAAGAGGAAGAAGAAGAGGAAGAAGAAGAAGAAGAAACAGAUGCAAUUCCAGUUCCAGGCCCAGUUGCAGGCCCAGUUGUAAGCCCAGAUGAAGCUGCAGAAUUGGAAGAGAUAGAGAACGAUAUAAACGUCGACCAAGUAAAUGAAAAAUACGAGGUAACUAUCGAUAAAAGCAUAUUUGCAGAAGGAAGGAAAGGAAAUUUUACAGGAGACAAUACAAACAAUGAUUAUGUAUGUGACUUUAGAAAACAUGUAAAAGUAAGUGAAUCUAAAGAAACAGAAAAAGUGUGUGAAUUAAAUAUAGUAAAACCAAUAGCAAAUAUAAAUAUAAUAUGUCCAACAAAAGAUUCAGGAAAUGGUGAGUUUGAUAAUAUAACAUAUUUUCCUAAAAGGGCUCCAUAUAUUGUUUUAGUAAAAACUAACGAACCAGAAAAAGAAGGAAAAAUAAAAUUUAAAGAAAAAAAAAUAGCUGAUUUAUUAUAUGGUACUAUAAUACCUAAAACACAUAAUGGAAAAAAAAAUAAUUUUAAUCGAGGAUCUAUAAGAUUUAUAUUACCUUCAAUUGUUGUUAAACCUACAACCUUUUAUAUAAUAUGUGAUAAUUCAAAAUCCAAAAAAGAUACAUUUAAAGGAAAAAAGGGAAUAGCAAAAAUAUCUGUUAUGCCUUAUGGAAGUAUUGAAAAAGGAUGUAACUACAGUAAAAACAAAAAUCACUUAUUCGGUAUAAACAUUGAUAUUGAAGAGAAAGAAAAACAAGUUGAUGAUGCUGAAAAUGUGAUAGACAAUAAUGGGAAAGGAAAUAUGCCAUGUUUUUUUCAAUUAAAUGCAGGAGAAGCAGGAGGUAUUAUUUUUCCUGAAAAUUAUAAAUCUAGUACAUGCUUUGAAGAAGUAAUAGAAUAUAAUCCUAAUAAAAAAUGGGAUAGAAAUAAAAAAGAAAUAAAUGAAUUAAUAAAUGGUGCUAUAAUAUAUAAAAGUGAUAUAAAUUAUAAAUAUUUUAAUGCAAAAUAUAUUGGUAUACCUACUAGCUAUAGAAAGCCAUUACAUAUUUUUUGUACAAUUACAACAACAGAUAAUAAAUCUCAUAUGGUAUAUCUAAGUAUUAAUCAAGAGAUAAGUAUGUCUGCUUUUGAUUUAUUUGAAUCUUUUAUACGAUUAAAUAAAAUGACAGAAGUGGCUCAAACAGUGAGUCAAAAAAAUGAAUACGUAUGUGAUUUUACAAACAGAUUAGAUGCAACACGUGAUAAUAAUGAAAAUAUUAAAAAGGUUAUUAUAUGUAGAAAAAAAUUAAAAGAAUUUGAUAUAUUUAGAUUAAAAUGUGAUUUUAAUAAAACAAAAUAUAAAAAUAUUGAAAUGAUUCCAGGUUCAAUAAAGGAAAAACAACAUGUACUUAAGUUAGACUCAGAUGUACAACUUUUACUUUUAAAAUUGUAUAUGAAAUUAAAUUCAAAUUUAUAUAGACAUGUACAUGAAUAUCCACCUCUACUAGUUUUUCCGUUAAAUAUAAUUAGCAAAUUAGAAUUGAAAAAAAAUAUAAUAUUUAAAAAUCAUAAAUAUGAAAAAUAUUUUAAUGAAGCACCUAAUAAAGAUGGCUUAUUAGUAAAUUUAUUAACAUACUUAAAAUCAUUAGAUGUAUUAUCUAUGAAUACAGAAAUUGAAUCCAUAAAUCUAGAUGUAAAUGAUUCGGAUCAAAAUGUUGUAGAUAUCUCAUUUCAAGUGCCAGCAUAUAUAUAUAAUGACAAUCCAUACUAUUUUGUUUUUGGAUGUAAUAAUACAAACGAUAAUGGAAAAAUUGGUAUUGUUGAAUUAAUUAUUUCAAAAAACGAAGAAAUUAUAAAAGGUUGUAAUUUUCAUUCUGAUGUUUUAGAACACUUUUCAAAUAAUGUAAAACCUAGUGAGUCCGAAUGUAAAAUAGAUGCAUAUCCAAAUGAUAUUAUAGGUUUUAAUUGUCAAAAAAACCAAUAUUCUAUUCCAACCGAGGAUGACAUAAAUGCAGAGACAGAUGUAGAUUUAGAGAAUGUGAAGGUUGAACCAAAUGAUUGUUUUGAUUCUAUAAAUAUAGGUUCUACUAAAAACUAUUUAGUGAAUGUAUUACCAGGGGUUCAAACAUACCAUAACAAGUCAAGAGGUAUGCCAAGGUAUUUUAAAGUACCAUAUCAUAACAAUGAAUUAGAUGUUACAUUUGAAUGUUCAUGUUCAAUGGGUUCUAAAACCAAGAAAAUAUCAGUAACUGUGAAAGCUUUAAAUGAUAAAGGUCCGAAAGAAUAUGAAAAAAGUGAAAUAAAAAGUAUCCCAUCAACAGUAGAUGAUGAUGUAUAUGUUUGUCCUAAUAAUCAAGCUAUAGAAGCAAAGUUAAUAAAAUGGAAUAAUACAGAUACUGAAAUUAUAGAUAGUUGUAAAAUAGAUGUAAACAGAUUUCGCUCGUAUGCUCAAUUAGCAUGUCCAAACAAUAAUUUUUCUAUGCAUAGUAAUAUUCAAAUAACUUACAAUAUAUCAAAACCCACUAAAAUAGAUGAAUAUAAAACUUUUAAUGAAUCCGAAUUAAAUAAACUAAUUCCCCAUUCAGAAAUACUUGUAGAUGUAAUAGAGUCAAAUAAUGAUAUAAAUGUAGAUACUUAUAAUGUGUAUCUAUUUUUUCCUUAUUAUAUUAAAGAUGAUUAUGAAAUUAAUGUUGUUUGUGAUAAUAGUCAUACGAAAUAUGAAAACAAAAGAGGAGGAAAAUAUAUCUAUAAUAUUAAAAUUCCUAAAAGACAAAAGAAAGUUAAAGGAUGUAAUUUUAAUACAAAUAUAAAAUCUGAAAUGUUUGAAAAUGGAGAAAUAAUAAAAGUUGGUGAAAAUACUAAUACAUGCAAAAUAGAUGUAAAACCAAAAGAUGUAAUAGCUUUUGAAUGUCCACCUGAAACUGUCAAAAUUACUAAUUGUUUUAAAGAUGCUAUAAUAGAUAAUAAAUUAAUUAAUUUAUCAACAGUUUUACAAUUAAAUAAUAAUAUAUCUUCAUGGACUUAUGGACAUAAAACAAGUUAUCUAGAAAUACCUCCAGCCAUUGGCAUAGAUUCACCAUUGACUUGCAUCUGUGUUGGUUUUAAAAAAAAUUAUGAUAUAGAAUCUGUAUUGAGUCCCAAAUUUUUAAAUGAAAUAUAUAAAAAGUUAGGAGUUGUAAAUACCAUUUAUACGAAUCCUAUAGUGCCUUCUAAAUCAAUUAAGUAUAAUAGUAAACUGUUUGAAAGAUAUAAAGAAAAUAAAAUAGGUAAAUUUUUUGAUUUUAUAAAAAAUGCAAAAAUAGCUGAACCCGAUUCAGAUCCACAAAAUAUUAUAGAAAACCUUUUUAUAGAAAAUUGUGAUAGAUAUACAUCUAAUAUAAAACAAGAUGAAUAUUAUUUAGAUAAGUAUUCAUUAUUAAAUGGAUAUGAUGUUUGGGAAAAUACAUAUGACAAUUUUUUAGAAGACACAAUUAUAAAAGAUAUAGAAUCAUUUGAAAAAAAUGAUUUAAAAAUAUAUACAUUAGAAGUUAACAUAAAACCAUCAAAAAUAAUUAAACCAAUUCAACUUACAGAUGAUAAAUAUGUUUGUGAUUUUUCAAAAAACAAUUUAAUUAUUCCACAAAAUGAAAUGGGAAAUACUCCCCAAGAUAUAAGCUGUUAUACUAUAUUAUCACCAUUAGAUACUUUAUAUGUUAAAUGCCCAACAAUCAAAUCAAAAUAUUCGGACGCCGAACGAGCGAUUGAGGAUGAAGAUGAUGAGUAUGAAAAGGAAGUUAUAGAACUAAUUGAUCGACUAGAUGUGCCAGAAACCGAUUCAGAUGUAGAAACUGAUCCUAAUGUGCUUCUAGACAAAGCAACAUACACAAAGUACUUUAGCAGCCUUACACUGAAACCAAAAUCGUUCUUUAGCUUAGUGACAAAUUAUUUAUAUGAAGUAGAAGAAAAAGCUGAGACAAUAUUAACAGGAUCUAUAUUUACAGAAAUGAAAGUUUUAAAAAAAAGUAACCCACAUAUAUCAUAUGCAUCUAUAAUUAUACCACCAUAUAUUGAAUCAAAUGAAAUAUUAAAAGUAGAAUGUGAUAAUACAGGAUAUAAAGAAGGUGGAAAAAUUGCUGGAUAUAAUGGAAUUACAUAUAUUGAAAUAUCUAGACAUAAUUACAAAAUAAAAGGAUGUGAUUUUACCCAACAUGAAAGUACAAUUUUAACAAAAGGAACUAACUCACUAGAAAAUGAUAAAAUAUGUAAUAUCGAAGUAUAUCCCAAUGAACCUUUUGGUGUAAUAUGUGCUUCUAGUCAUACUUUAGAACCUAAAAAUUGUUUUUAUAAAGUUUAUGAUAAAAAAAAUAAUAUUAAAGAUUUUAAAGAAUUAAUACCUAAUGCAACUAUUUUAUCAUUAAAGGAUUCAAAACAAGAUAUUGCCUAUGCAAAAGUACCAAAUGAUUAUGUAUAUAAAUUAGAAUUUUCAUGUAAAUGUAAAGGAAAAUUUAAUAAAGAAAAAACUAUAAAUAUAUUACUUAAUAAUGGAGAAAUGGAAUAUGAUGAUUUAAAUAUUGUAGAUUCAGUAAAAGCUAAUAAUAUAAACUUAUGUAAUUUUUAUGAGAAUAAUGAAUUAUCUCUUCUUAAUGCAUCUAAUAAAAUAGUCCUAUGUAAAAUAAAUCCAGAUUUAUUUUCAGAAGUAACUGUAUUACUUCCAAUAUUAGGAGAAGAAAAUUCUGAACAGUCAGAAUAUAAAAAAUAUAAUACAACACCAGAAUUAGAGAUUGAUAAUGAUAUAAAAUUUAUUGGAGAUGACAAAAAGGAACAUACAUUAUCUUCUAUAUUAAAAGGAGUAAUAGGAAAUAGAAUAUUUAACUUUAAAAAAAUAAAACAAACAAUUGAUGGACAAACUAAAGGUAUAGGAUUUUCUUUUAUUGUACCUCCUGUUUUAGAAAACAUUAAUUUAAAAUUCCAAAUUAAUGAAAAGACAGAUGUAGAAUCUGUUUUGAAACCAAAAGGGUUAGUAUAUAUAUUUAUUAAAAAAAAUGUUGAUCCAAAUAUAUUAAAGGUAUGUGAUUUUACAUCAGGAAAAACAAAUCUAAUAGGAAAUAAUAUUCACAAUUUAGAAAAAAAAUGUAAUAUAAAUAUAAAAGGAGGUGAUAUAUUUGGAAUUAUUUGUCCAAAAGGGUUUACACUUUUUCCUAAAGGAUGUUUUAGUAGUGUUAUAUUAGAAUAUUACAAUAAUUCUAAUAAUGAAAAAGAUGAAAAGGAUGAAAAUAUUAAGAACAUAAAAAAUUAUAUGAAUUCUGUUCAGGAAAUUAUAUAUAAUCCAAAACCAAAAGAAAUUAAAGAAUUAUUAGAUGAAGGAUAUACUGAUUUAGAACAUAUGGAAAACUUUUCAAAUUUUUCAAAUAUUACAGAAAUUUUAAAAUUUAAAAAUUAUAAUAUGGGAAAUAUGAAAUGGGAUUAUAACAAAUAUGAUUCUUCUUCUUAUGCACAAGUUCCAGAAUCAUUUGAUACUCCUUUAAAAUUUUCAUGUAGUUGUUACAAUCCUCAAAAUGAAAUAUCUGGACUUAUGACAGUUCAAUCAGAAAAUCUAGAUUUAGAAAAUAAACAACCAGAGCAAGCAAUAUAUGAAAAUAAUAUUAUAUUACCAUAUAAAAAUAAAGUAAAUCAAAAUUUAGAAUUUGAUUCUAUAGAUACAAAUAAUACGUGUAAUAAAAAUGAUGAAUACUUUUAUAAACCUGAUAAUAUUAUUGAAAAGUCAAAUCACUAUUUAUGUGAUUAUUCAGAUGAAAACUUCUUUAAUUUUAUUGGAGAAAAAAAAAUUAAAAGAAAUGUUUGUAAAAUAAAUGCAAAUAAAUUUGAUGUUAUAACUAUUAAAUGUCCAUUCACAAAAAAUGAUAAACCACAAACAGUAGAGAAAGAACAAGACAUUUCUACUAACAAUGAAAAUAAAAUAGUCAUACAUUUUGAUGAUACAGAAUAUGUUACAUAUUUCAAUGAAAAAGAUAAAACAAUUUCUUUAAGAGAUAUUUAUUUAAAAGAUUUUUAUGGACGAACAAAAGAAGAAUUCAAUGAAUUAAAUAUAUUAUCAAUAAAUCCAGAAAAUAAUAAUAUAUAUUAUCCUAAAAAUAUAUUAAACGAUGUUAUAAUAAAUAAUAAAAUUGUAAAAUUACAAACUGCAUUACCUGGACUUAUUUUUUUAAACAGUAAGACAGAUGAUAAUGAUGAAAACAAUCAACUACAAACUGAUGGUACAUCUACAUUUAUAAUACCACCAUUUAUAAAAAAAGAUUUUCAUUUUCAAAUUGUUUGUGGAAAAUAUAUAACAGAAAAUUCGAAAAAUUAUAUAUCUCUUGGAGUUGUGUAUAUAAAUAUAUCAGCUAAUUUAAAUCAAAUAAAUGGAUGUGAUUUUGUUAAUCCAGAAAAUAGUAGUGAUUCUAUUUUUAUUCAUAAAAAAAAUGAAAAAAAUAAUUCAAUAUGUGAAAUUGAUUUAGUACCUAAUAGAAUAGUAGGAAUAAAUUGUCCUAAUAAAAAACUAAAACCAGAAAAUUGUUUUAGUCAGAUGUAUUAUAUUAAAGAAUCUGAAUUUAAUGGUUCUAUGGAAUCAUUCAAUGAUUCUACAAAUAAAGUUGAUAUAACAAGUUUUAUAAAAAAUGCAGUGUCUAUAAAUAAUAUAGAAAGAAGUAAUAAUACAUACUCCUAUUUAAUAUUACCAAAUUAUGUCGAUUUAGAUGCGAAUAUGGAUCAUAUAUUUAUUUGCACAUGUGAUAAUAAAUAUAUUGCAAAAAUAAAAACUGAUCCUGAAUCUAUAAAAGCAGAAAAUAAACAUAAAAAUGAAACGAGAUCUUGUGAAUACGAUUAUGUUAACAAAAUAGCCAGAUGCAACAUUAUGGAAGGAAUGGAAACUAAUGUCUCUGAUGUAAAUUCAACAGUUAUAACAUAUAAUGUCAAUUUAUCUAGAUGGGAUAGAUUAAUAAUUAAAUAUCCUACAUCUAACAAAUUUCAAUUUGAAAGCAGUUUCGUGAACCCAUUCAAUUUAAAAGAAAAGGUUUUAUAUAAUAAUAUGCCAACAUAUAUUGAUGAUAUAUUACCAGGAGCUAUCGUAUAUAAUAAAUAUGAUCCACGAACAAAAUUAAUUGAAUAUACAUUAAGAAUCCCACCAUAUAUUCCUAAACAUAUACAAUUUGCAAUCGAAUUUAAUAAUAGAUAUACAUUAGCAAAUUAUAAUGAAGAAAAAGUACAAGGAAAUAUUGCUUAUAUUAAUGUAAAUGUGAAUCAAGGUUAUAAAGAAAUAAGUGGUUGUGAUUUUACAGGAAAAUAUUCAAACUUGUUUACUAAAUCAUUUAAUUCUAUAAAAAAUGGAACAGAAGAAUGUACAAUACAUUUUACAAGUAAUAAUAAAUUUGCGGGAUUUGCAUGUCCAAGUAAUUAUAUUGUAAAGCCAAAUAAUUGUUUUGCUAAUAUUUAUGAUAAUAAAGAUUCACAAAAAGUUAAAAAGCUAUCUGAAAUUUCAAACAAUGCAGAAUAUGAUUAUAUAAAAUAUAAUUCUAAAGGUUAUACAAUUUCGUAUGUUACAUUCAAUAAUGAAAAUAAAGAACAAAAUAUUUCAUGUCAAUGUAUUGGAGAAAAUUCGACCUAUACUAUUAAUGUUAUCUUUGAACCUUUUUCACCACGCCAACCUAUGAGCAUACUACGUCCAUUCAUAAAAUAUGUUCAAUUAAAUCCUGACACAUUCAGCAAAUAUUUAAGAAGAAAUAAAUGA
This is a messenger RNA of Plasmodium vinckei vinckei, 8268 nucleotides long. RefSeq names its product 6-cysteine protein. The transcript has a single exon. Gene Ontology annotation, biological process: symbiont entry into host. The record is from RefSeq and is a predicted model, not a curated record. Gene Ontology annotation, cellular component: cell surface; plasma membrane. Lineage: Eukaryota; Apicomplexa; Aconoidasida; Haemosporida; Plasmodiidae. The coding region runs from base 1 to 8268 and encodes 2755 amino acids.